This is a messenger RNA of Otolemur garnettii (small-eared galago), 995 nucleotides long. It is a transcript of the gene FOXR1, whose product is annotated as forkhead box R1. Bases 74 to 949 code for a protein of 291 amino acids. The transcript is spliced from 6 exons. Lineage: Eukaryota; Metazoa; Chordata; Mammalia; Primates; Galagidae. Gene Ontology annotation, cellular component: nucleus. The record is from RefSeq and is a predicted model, not a curated record. Gene Ontology annotation, biological process: regulation of DNA-templated transcription. Gene Ontology annotation, molecular function: sequence-specific double-stranded DNA binding; DNA-binding transcription factor activity.
GGACCUCAAACUCGAACGUCUCGACUUCUGGGACAGCCUCCAUGGCCAGGUCCCGGGAUUGCUGGACUGGGACAUGGGGAACGAGUCCUUUCUGGCCUUCACCACCGCGCACCUUCCCUUAGCGGAGCAGAACCUUGCAAGAUAUAAACUCCGAAUAGUUGACCCACCAAAAUUACCCCUAGAAAAAAAAGCCAACGCUGAUGAAGAUGGUCCAGAAAUUGAGCCCAAUCUGUGGAUGUGGGUAAACCCUAACAUCGUGUUUCCCCCUGGAAAGCUGGAGGUCCCAGAAUCUAGUAAGAGGGAGGAUCUAGCAAGUGGCCUCCCCUCCCUUCAGCCACCUAAGAAGGAGGAAGAUGCCAAUGGCUUAGAGGCCACAGGGGUGGAAUUGCUGCCCCUUUCUUCCAGCGAGCAGUGUCCCCCUCAGAAGCAGUUUGCCUCUCCCCCCAACAAUUUGGAGCUCACAGAAGAGGAGGCUGAGGACCAAGAUGACGGCUCCUCUGUGGCUCUCCCGUCCCCUCACAAAAGGGCCCCCCUCCAGAGUCGGAGGCUUCGGCAAACCAACAGCCAGGCGGGGAUGCUCUGGUCCCGGCCCCCUCUCAAUUACUUCCACCUAAUUGCCCUGGCAUUAAGAAACAGUUCCCCCUGUGGCCUCAACGUACAGCAGAUCUACAGUUUCACUCGACAACACUUCCCCUUUUUCCGGACGGCUCCAGAAGGCUGGAAGAAUACCAUCCGUCACAAUCUCUGCUUCCGAGACAGUUUUGAGAAAGUGCCAGUCAAUUUGCAAGGUGGGGCCAAAACACGGCCUCGCUCCUGCCUCUGGAAGUUGACUGAGGAGGGACACCGCCGCUUCGAGGAGGAGGCCCGAGCCUUGGCCUCCACUCGGCUGGAAAGUAUCCAGCAGUGCAUGAGCCAGCCAGAUGUGAUGCCCUUCCUCUUUGACCUUUAACUCCAAGAAGCAACAGUUAGCCUGUGCCUUAUUAAAGUUACGCUCA